Messenger RNA from Dibothriocephalus latus, 250 nucleotides. The record is from the annotation of a GenBank genome assembly. NCBI's taxonomy places the organism in Eukaryota, Metazoa, Platyhelminthes, Cestoda, Diphyllobothriidea, Diphyllobothriidae.
UCAGAAAGAGGACGUCUACCUAAACCUCGUCCUCGAAUUUGUUCCUGAAACGGUAUACCGUGUUGCCAGAAGGUAUACUCGUCAGAAGGAGACGAUUCCUAUGAUUUAUGCCAAGUUGUACAUGUACCAGCUCUUCCGCAGUCUUGCUUAUAUCCACAACAAGGGCAUUUGCCACAGGGACAUCAAACCGCAGAAUCUACUUCUCGAUCCUUCUACAGGCGUGUUAAAGCUCUGUGAUUUUGGAAGGUAA